Molecule: messenger RNA, 1453 nt
Organism: Williopsis jadinii
Lineage: Eukaryota; Fungi; Ascomycota; Saccharomycetes; Phaffomycetales; Wickerhamomycetaceae
Product: M20 family metallo-hydrolase
Exons: 1
Coding region: 44-1375 (443 amino acids)
Molecular function (GO): hydrolase activity, acting on carbon-nitrogen (but not peptide) bonds, in linear amidines
Source: RefSeq, a predicted model, not a curated record
GGUGGUUUAAACUACAGAGAUAUGUAACCCCAUUGAUUAACAGAUGUCUCAGACAACAACUACACACACAAGCACCCUCAAACUCUCAACUUCGGCCCAAUCGUUGACGGUUCAGCCUGGAAGGCUGAUCAACACGAUCCACGAAACUGCACUUUUUGGAGCAAAGCACUCAUGGGGUGAUGAUCCAACAGAGACUGGUGUCUGUCGUCUUGCCCUCAGUGAUGAGGACAAAAAGGUUAAGGACUGGUUCGUUGCUGAGACCAAGAAGUUGGGAUGUAAGAUCACCAUUGAUGCUAUGGGUAACAUCUUUGCCCUUUUCCCAGGUCAAAAGGAUGCUAAACCGACAGCCAUGGGCUCUCACUUGGAUACACAACCAACAGGUGGUCGUUACGAUGGUAUCUACGGUGUACUGAGUGGUCUUGAAGUGUUGAGAACGUUGAAGGAGAACAAUUACACUCCCAAAUAUCCAAUCGUUCUUAUCAACUGGAUGAACGAAGAAGGUGCUAGAUUCCCAAUGGCGUUGAUGGCAUCCUCAGUGUGGGCAGGCCUCAACACAAAGGAGGAGAUCUAUCAAAUGGAAUCCAUAACCGACGACACACCUGUUACAGUUGGUGAGGAACUUGAGAGAAUCGGAUACAAGGGAGACGUUGACUGCUCUCAUUUGGCAAUGCCGAUCGCAGCGCAUUUUGAGAUUCACAUUGAACAAGGACCUGUCUUAGAGCGUGAGGACAAAAAGAUUGGUGUUGUUGUUGCUGUCCAAGGUUACAGCUGGUGGAAGGUUCACGUCAAGGGUAAAGAACAACACACCGGUACUACACCAAUGAACAUGAGAAGUGACGCAUUGCUCGCCGUUGCCAAGAUGAUUGUUAAGGUCAACGAAAUUGCACAUAAGUACGAUGGUAUGGGUUCUACAGGAACUUUGGACUUGGAGCCAGGUGUCAUGAAUGUUAUCCCUGGCGAGGUUAGUUUCGGUCUUGACUUCCGUCAUCCAGACGAUUCCAAGAUGGCUUUACAGAUCAAGGAAGCCAAAGAAUCGUUUGCUGAGAUCGCCAAGUCCACCGGUGAUCUUAUCACCGUGGAGUUUGAGCACAUCGCCACACAGCCUGCUACACACUUCAACAAGACAUGUAUCAAAUGUGUCCGUGAGAGCGCUGAAGAGUUGUAUGAUAAGGACGAUAUUAGGGACAUCGUCUCAGGGGCUGGCCAUGACUCAUGUGCCACAGCAUUGCACGUUCCAACUUCCAUGAUCUUUAUUCCAUCCAGAGAUGGUGUAUCUCAUAACCCAGAGGAGUACAGCACGCCAGAGCAAGUGCAUGAAGGAUUCAUGACGUUACUGGGAGCGGUGUUGAAGUACGAUGCAUUGAGAGAAGAGUAGGCGCCCUUCCCCUCCCCCCUUUGGAGAGGUUUCUGUUUUCAAGUCCCAUAUUUAGUUCAAUAUACAUAUACCAUAGCA